This is a messenger RNA of Sinocyclocheilus grahami, 3957 nucleotides long. RefSeq names its product kinesin-like protein KIF26B. The transcript is spliced from 10 exons. Gene Ontology annotation, molecular function: ATP binding; microtubule binding; microtubule motor activity. The annotation marks the transcript as partial. NCBI's taxonomy places the organism in Eukaryota, Metazoa, Chordata, Actinopteri, Cypriniformes, Cyprinidae. Gene Ontology annotation, biological process: microtubule-based movement. The record is from RefSeq and is a predicted model, not a curated record.
GUCAAAGUGAUGCUGCGAUUGUGUUCGGUUCCUAUGUCUGACCCGUCUCAGUCCUACUCUUUCAAACUGGACCGGCACAAGAAACAGAUCACAGUGCUGAAUGUACCCACCUUCAACCCUCAGAGACAGACUGCUGGAACUACAGUCUCCUCAAAGACCUUCACCUUUGAUGCUGCCUUUGGCCCUGAUUCAACCCAGGCAGAAGUUUGUGAGAACAGCUUGUGUGAAGUGCUCCAGUCUGUGCUUGCUGGAGCUGAUGGUUGCAUCCUAAGCUUUGGACAAACCAGUGUGGGCUUCCAUAACUUUGCGUCCCAUGGUGUUGACACAAAAAGUGGAGGGAGACCACCACAUUGUUGUCACAUGUUCUUCACCCUCCAUGUUCGCCAACAGCACAUAGGAAGCAGCACCAAAUCCGGGAUGAAUGUGGAUCAAAGCAAGCUGAGCCUGAUUGAUUUAGGGAGCUGUGUGGGGGAGAGGGAAGAAAGCAACUGUGGAGUCUGCCUUGCUGAGCUUGGAAACUUUAUCACAGCCAAUCUCAACAGACAUAAUCACAUCCCUAAUAGGGGAAGUAAAUUAGCCAUGCUUUUGCAAGACUCUCUGAGCAAUGUCAACUGCUCCACCACAAUUAUUGCCCAUAUAUCCACCUUGUCUGAAGACCUUACAGAAAGCCUUUGUACGAUGCAGACGGUGACUCGAAUGCGAAGUCAGAAAAAGAAGAUAAGGAAAUCUUCCUCAAGCUCGCCUGGAGGAAGAAACUUAGGCAACGAGAGGAAAUUUAAUAAUUCCACUAAGCUAAGAUUCCAAUCUACAGGGACACUGGAUCAAGAUCUCUCCUCUCCUGGUUUCUCUAGUGAUCCAGCAUUUUAUCCUGGGAGUGAUACGUCUUGUGAUACCAUUAUCUCUGUGGAUCCUUCUGGCCUCCUAGAUAAAGAAGUUACAAAUAGAAGCAGAGAGGUUUUGCCUAUUAUUCCAUCCUUACUCAAGAGCAAAUUGGAGUCCAAGAAGCUCUCGCUGAUGACGUUUUGUGAAAUCUCUCCACCAGUUGCCAAUCGCAUGAAGCAGAUAUCAAAAGAAAAGGCUAAAGAAGAGUCAACACCUACAAUAUUGCAAGAUAAAUCAGAUUUUGAGUGUCUGAAGUGCAACACAUUUGCAGAACUCCAGAAUCGACUGGGAAACAUAGAUGUAACAGAGUCAGAUCUAUGCAAAGAUCAGGAAGUGAAUGCUAUGAACAAAUCACCUCACUUAAGCCAAACCGAGAAGCAGUCCAAUUCAAUAGACAUUCAAGCAUCAAACAACAGAGAAUCCAAUAGUACCAGACAAGGAAACUCCUCAAAAACAUUUGCGAUAAUUCACAACAGUGAAGAAACUCCAAGUACCGCCAACUUUCAGAUUAUUCAGAAAUGUCUGCCACAGUUAGAUGUCGUCAAACCAAUUGAUCCCAUGCUAUCUAGCCAAUCUCCUAGCAAAUCUAAGCCUCAUAAUAAAAUAAUGAAUGUGAUGCCCACUUCACUAUCUUUGAAAUUGGAAGACCAAAGUAAAAUGAGAAUAUUUGAUGAUUCUACAAUGCAAUCUGAGACACGAAUUUCUCCCAUCGGCAAGAGUUCUCCGAGAUCUACCUCAUCCUCUUCUUUUUCAUCAUCCCUAUCUUCUAGUUUGAGCUCCCCACCGGCUGUUUCUGCCUCUUUGAAUGAAGACAUUCCACAUUGUACAGGAAAAAAACAGAGAGAGAUGAGGGCCACUAUCACUGUGACUGUUCAGAAGCCGCUGGAUCUUAAUGGACAUGAUGAGCUUGUCUAUACCGUGGUUGAGGAGGUAACAAUAAAUGGGGCCACUGAGCAAGGAAAGGCACAAAUAUUAAGUAUUCAUGAGUCGCACUCUCUCCAGGCUUUAACGCCAGGAAGUCAGUCUGUCAGGAUUAUCGGCAGCAUAGGUGAAGAACAAACAGCGAGUUUUUGUAGUUCCGACUCUAAUACACAAAUUUCAGAGAAUGAAGUCUCCAUGGCCUCAUCAGAUGCAGCUGUAAAACACACAAAAAUCAAUGCACAUAUUGACAAGGCAAGUGACUUCAUUGAUUCGAAAAACCUGCCGCAGCAUGAUACUUGGUCUGAGGUGCCCCUGACUGAAGAUGUGAAGGAGAUACGUAAAGGAGACAUUGUUAAACUUGACCCUCCCUGUGAGGUCUCCAAGUCUAGAAAAUAUGCUUGUGAAAUUAAACCUGAGCAGAGCUGGAUGUGCCAAAACAACAAGAGAGACGUCAAGGAUGUCCCUCACAUGAAAACAGAACAAAAGAACCCACAUAGUCCAAGAGAAACUUAUGAGAAGAAACAGUAUACCAAGAAAGACAGUCUUGUGGAAUGGACCAAAGACAAUAUGCCAUCAACGUCAACAAAUAGUCCCAAUCUCAAGAGAAAAGAGACAAAAGAAGAAUCUGGAAUAGCCGGAAGUGCAAUGCUAUACCUGGCUACUGAAACUAAGACCAACACUAAAUCUCAUUUUGAGGAGAGCAGCAAGUUGUUUAAUGCAAAACGGAAAGCAUUAUCCGGCAGGAGCCAAACUUGGGAUCAUAGGAAGAGCGGGCGCUUAACAGGAAGCUUGGAAGGUAAUUCUAGCUCAAGACUUAAAAGCAAGUUCCUCGAAGAGACUGCUUUCAUCAAUAUGGCUCCGAAAGGCCUUUUAGAUGAAGAUUACAUUUCAGCUCAACCCAGCCCUCUAGGUUUUAAAGAAGACUUUGAGGACUUUGUAAGGUGUCGAGCUAGUCAGAGUCUCGGGAGGGUUCCACGGUUCUUCCCAAUGCAUGAUGCCAAUGAUGCAACCCGGCCAUCUAAAAACGGUUACUCUAAGAGCACAUUUGUUAAUAAAUUCAUGCCUAGUUCAAAGAUCCACAAGAUGCCAAUCUUGUCUCCCAAACCCUCUAGACACUCAAUCAACAGGAGCUCAAGCUUUUCUCCUAACGGAGCACCUGUCAGCCAAAGCUCCUGGUCAACACUCUCCCUAUCCCGAAGUCAAGACAACAGUGGUUUGAAGUCACCCGGUGCAGUCCGGCAAGGAAGAGCUGAGCUUUUAAGAAGCAGUAGAGACUCGCUUUCUGCUUUUAGUCAAGGUGGGUCUGAUUUAGAUGAAUGUGAGGAACUGGGGACGAUGAAAACUUUCGUUCACACAUUGCCGUCCCCAUAUAGCCGGAUCACAGCUCCACGGACACUACACCAUUGCAGCGGCCAUGCCAGCGAUACCACCAGUGUUCUCAGUGGAGAGCUGCCUCCUGCCAUGUGUAAAACAGCUUUACUCUAUAACAGGGUCAGUAGCGGCUAUGAAAGCAUGCUUAGAGACAGUGAAGCUACAAUCAGCAGCAGUUCAACCCACAACUCCAUCAGCGAUCAGAGCUGCUCGCUUGGUGCUGCUAAAGGCAUGAGAAGUACAAAGAAAAGAACCAACAUAGGGUCCAGUCUAAGACUUCCAUCCCAAGAAAACCUCCUGUCGCUGAAGAGAUCCGUCAGUGGGGCCGAAACGCACCGGGUGGAUCGGGGUGGUUCCGACUCUUAUGAAAUUAAAGUCUAUGAGAUUGAUAAUGUAGAUGGCGUACAGAAGAGAGGUGGGGCAGGGAACAAGGGUAUAGUCCUCUUUAGUGCAAAGCUGAAAUUCCUGGAGCAUCGACAGCAGAGAAUAGCAGAGGUGAGGCUCAAGUAUAAUGCUCUCAGGCGAGAGUUGGAACAUGCCAAGCAUCAUCUGAUGUUGGACCCUGGAAAAUGGACCCGUGAAUUUGACUUAUGGCAAACGUUUGAGGUAGACUCCCUGGAGCACUUAGAGGCUUUGGAGCAAGUCACUCAACGGCUAGAGCGUCAUGUUAACCUCUGUAAAGCGCAUGUCUUGAUGGUCACCAGCUUUGGCGUUACACCCAGAUGCAGACAAAAGUUGCGGCAUCGGCCGACGGUAGAUCAUGCAGCGUUCGUUGGAAUAUAG